This is a messenger RNA of Dentiscutata heterogama, 408 nucleotides long. The record is from the annotation of a GenBank genome assembly. NCBI's taxonomy places the organism in Eukaryota, Fungi, Glomeromycota, Glomeromycetes, Diversisporales, Gigasporaceae.
UAUAACUUGGCAAUCUUUAUGUUUGCGGGUCAUGAAACAACAGUUCAUAAAGAUGUUCAACAAAAAGCUAGAGAGGAAGUCAUGAGAAUUCUUGGUGAUUCUUUAACUCCAUCAGCAGAACAAUUGAAAUCAUUAAAAUAUAUAAAUAUGGUUAUUUAUGAAAAUCUUAGAAUAUAUCCAUCGGUCCCAAUCUUUUCAUUACGUAAAUUAAGUGAAGAUUUAAAAUGCAAAAACCAUGUAAUUCCAACUGGCACAACAAUUGGUAUAUAUUCUUACGGAAUACAUCAUUCACCAACGCUUUGGGAAAAUCCCGAAAAAUUUAUACCUGAGAGGUUUGAAAAUAAAAAUCCAGAGAAUUUGGAUUUUUACGGUUUUGGUGGUGGUUCUAGAAUGUCAGUUACUGAUACA